Messenger RNA from Sarcophilus harrisii (Tasmanian devil), 411 nucleotides. Its product is annotated as CD99 antigen-like protein 2. The record is from RefSeq and is a predicted model, not a curated record. NCBI's taxonomy places the organism in Eukaryota, Metazoa, Chordata, Mammalia, Dasyuromorphia, Dasyuridae.
AUGGGUAAGGAUCUAGAAGAUGACAUAGAGGGUGACUACAAACCCAAUAAGGACAAAGAUAGCAAAUAUGAUAGCAAUGGUGACACUAGAAUGGGAAGAAUAGCAGAAACUGGGAUAAACGCCAGUACAGCCAGUGCCCUUGCAAUGACACUUAUUGGAGCAGUCUCCAGUUAUAUUUCCUAUAAACAAAAGAAUUUUAACAUUCAACAAGACAUCAGUAUCGAAAAUGUCAAAGGACAAAGCCUAGAGGUGAGCAUUAAAGAAUCUCAGGUUAAAUAUUCAGCAUUGCAAACCCAGUUUGCAGAGAAACCUUCCCAAGAUUCUUUAGUGCCUCGUUUUCUGAGUGGAGAAGAGCUAAAGGGCCAUGAAUCUGAAACUGCAGGACUGAGCCGUAGUUCUGCUCCUGAGUGA